GGCUCAAAAGGGAAAAACCCUGUGACAGGUCACCGCGCUAGCUUAGUUGGCCAAUCAGUAAAAAACUGCGUGCGCGGGCUGGCACCGCCAAGUACUUACCGCUGCUGGAAUGGGAAAAUAAUCAUGAAGCAAAAGCUCAGCAGAAGAGCAGCGAUUCUCGAGAAUUCCAGUGGAGUAUACCCAUGUAUAGGGUAGGGGAAACACAAACCACGCCAUGACUUUCUGAAGUCCGGAAUGACUUCACCCUUCAGUACAGAUUGACAAGAGAUGGCGUCUGCAAAAAGGCCGAUGCAAAUGCUCAGGACAGUACUUGUCAUGGUGGCAUUAUCGUUUGCAUCCAGCUAUCUGCUGACUGAGUCCAAUGCGUACAACACCGCUUGCUUCGUCCCUCCCUCAGAACGGCCCUAUGACGUAGACAAGUUAUUCUUUUUGGAGAUAUUUCUGCCUCCAGUUCAGUUCAACUACUCCAUCGAGUACCUGACUUUUCCCAGCGGAUCAUGUGGCUUGGACACGUUCCUGCAUCUCCGACGUGUACAUCUUUUGUUCCAGCUAGUGGAUUUAAUUCAGCAAGAAGCAAGACUAGUUUUUACCCACUGUGUGUUGGACAACCAACAGAACACGACGCCACCGUAUACAAUCACAGUUGUUUCAUUACUCGAUGUAUUUGGACAAGAUCAUCCACUAGUUCCACGUGAGGAAUUCAGCCAACUUUCGAUGGAGUGGAUCUCAACUGGAACUAUCAUUCGUUUUCACGCGGAUAAGAUCACCGCAGGGCAACAUGUCCUGAAUUGCAACCUACCGUAUCUAAGAAAGACUGAGCAGUUGCGAUACAACGUAAAUGUCACUUUACAAAUUAAUGGUUGUCCAUCGGGCAGAUAUGGCGGGAGCUGUGAGCAAAGUUGCUACUGCGCCGAAGGAGUGGAGUGCCACAGUUUCAAUGGUGUGUGCAUGUGUCCACUUGGACUGCAAGGGACUUCGUGUGACCAGUGUAAGCCAGUGAUCACUGUACAGACGCACCACAUAUUCGUCCCCUACGGAGAGACAUUCACUCUGACGUGCACGGUGCACGGAAUGCCAUCACUUCAAGCGAGCUCGUGGACCAAAGAGGGGCAGACUACGCCCCUGCUGGCUACCUCCAGUGUGGAGACGACUCCGUAUUCUCCGAGUCCUGUUGCGAUCACAAGUACCCUGAACGCACAAAAUACAUCUGUCAACGGCGCCUAUGUGUGUGAGGUUAUCGAUGGAAACGGCACUGCAUACAGACAGCUAGUGAAUGUCACCGUCAUAGCCAUUCCCGACCCAUUCGUGCAAGUUCCUCAGAACCAAACCGCCCUCGUUGGAAGCAACGUUACCUUUACGUGCGAAAUCAGAAGCGAUGCCGGGGUAAUCCGAUGGGUCAGAGGUCAGAAGCAGCUACCAAAUGAAGCAGCUGCGAUCAGCGACCUACCUGGCCGGUUCCAGAUGGUACAUCCCUCGGAAGGCGUUUCGAUUCUUCGCAUUUUGAGGUUGGAGUUUGAUGACGAGGAGGUUUACAGGUGUUUUGCAGGGCAUACUUUCCGGGCACCAGACUUGAUGUAUGCAGAGGCAAGGCUCGAAGUUCAGUCUGCUCCCUAUCCUGGAUGUUCCUUUAAUGACGUCACCAACACUCGGUCGGGCAAGACACUGACUCUCCGGUGCCUGGUGAUGCGAGCCAAGCCGGUACCUCGCCUGAACUGGAGAGUGCAAGGAAGACAACUGACGCCCACGACGUACACCAUGCGCUCCGACGACGGUUCCUCCUGGAACAUCAACACCUCCUUAACCUUUGUACCUGGGCCAGGUGAUGAUGGGAAGAGGGUGUCUCUCUCCCUAACCAGCCCAGCAUGGACGGGAACCAGAGAAGUGGAGACAUCACUGAAUGUAUCAUAUGCGCCCAUUGUGGCCGUCAGCCCUGAUCCAGUUACGAUUAACAAGGGCCAGGAUGUCACCAUCUUUUGCUCGGCCAAGGCCAACCCAGACCAGGUGGAUGUUAUGUGGACCAUUAGAUCCUCCAACAAGCCAGCAGCCAAUGUAUCCACCAGUCUUACAUACACAUUCAAGAAUAUUUACAUGGAAUAUGACAAUGCUAACUUGACAUGCUCCGUCGGAAACACCAUUGGCAAGACUGAAAAGACUGUGCAGAUCAAAGUAAUAGACAGUAGUUUUUCCACGGGAGCCAAGAUAGGUUUCAGUGUAUCAGGAGCUGCGUGUCUUAUGAUGCUGCUCAUUGCAAGUGUCGUCUCUCGUCGCUAUCGCAAGGAAAUCAAGCUCUGGUGGGCUCAAAAAGCCGGAACAGCUGAAGACAAAGAAUUCGAUGUGUUCAUCUCCUACAAGAGCAGCAGCCCUGACGAGGAGUUCGUGGUGCGGGACCUGAUCCCUCGACUGGAGCAGGCUGGAUACCGUGUUUGCGUCCAUUACAGAUACUUCCUGCCGGGCAGAAGUAUCAUUGACAACAUCGCGGAUGCCGUCCAUCGUAGCUGUAAGACACUCCUCCUAUUGUCUCCAGGUUUCAUCGAAAGCGAGUGGUGCUGCUAUGAGUUCCAGGCUGCUCUCUCCCAGAUGUUACACCUCCAGUCGGACCUCAUACCUGUAAUCUUUGAGGACCUGGGACCCAAGGAGAAUCUGUCCCCAGAUCUGCAGACGAUGCUGAGGACACUGUCCUACGUCAUCUGGCCCGGUGCCAUCCAGCAGGGCUGCUACCAGACCGAGGCUGACCUGGAACGCUUCUGGAAGCUGCUGUGGCAGUCGCUCCCACCAAUCCCUCCCGGACGAGACGAGCAGGCGGUUGGUACCGAGUUGGAGUUGGAGCCCAAUCCAGGACAACUAGCAAGAUUUGAAGACAAAGACGGGAACGGAGACAGACGUUUGAUAUUGCCUUAACAAGGCAUUGCUGAAGACUUGGCUAUACUUAAUUGUUGGGAACUUGCCAUGUGGGCACAACACGUUUCUUCAACAAUGAAUCCGCCCCGAGUUGAAGUGCGCCUCCAAGCGGCAAAAGAAAGAGAGAGGGCUGUAAGUUUUCCAAGCGGCUUCUUGCACGAGCUAUGCGUGUACAGAAAGACCAUACCUUCUGGAAUAAAUUUGUUACACGUACUCGGCGUGCUCCUCGUCAAACGCGCCACUGAUCUCUAUUAUAAACGCGUGCCUCUGCGGUGAGUACGACCCCCCCCAAAAAAAACCCCAAAAAACAAAACAAAAAACCAUGCCCUCUUUUGUUCCGCUCGGAGCGGAUACUGAGUUGAAAUGGUUGGAAUGAUGUAACGUUUAAACAACGUCGUGUGCCUCGUACAUGAUUACCCUGCAAAAGUUGUACAUGUAUGUAACAUCAAUCUUGCCGUGCAAAGAUACAUGAGACAGGUAUCAGGAUUGCUUUUAGUGGUUUACUGGUUCAUUUUCCCCCAUUCAUCUCAAGUUCGGUAAUAAUGAGGCAUCUUAAUACUAGUGAUGAAUGAUGGAGCUGAGGCUGACAGAAAGCAGUUGCUUGUACAGUGUUAAAGAAAAAAGCAAAGUAACCAAGGAAACCGGGACAGAAGAUUAUUAAAAUUAAUUAUAGUAUCAACAAAAACAGCUAUAGAUUUAAAUACGUGUAAACAAUGGCAAGAAUAAAUAUUUAUGCAAUUAAUUAUUUAGUUAACUAAUUUGCAAAACUGUGUAAUAUUUAUACACGAGGUUUUCACUUUUUGUUAUACUAAAAUUAGUGUCAACUAGUUUGGACGAAUUUCGUCAGGCCUAUAUCUCGUGGACAAGUAGUAUAUUUAAUUUAAUGAAAAAGGGGAAGGUGCACGGCUGUAGAUUUGAAUGAUGUAUUGCCUAAAGAGAUUUCUUUUGCAUAGCAUAAGGUUUGUUUAGGUAAGACAAGUUCUAUAGCCCCACACCAGAAUGCCAUAUUGCAUAGUGAAGACAACAAAUAGGCAGAGCAGGGCAUCCCUUGGUAAUACCUAUUUCAGCUUCUUGAGUAUACCAAGAGCAUGAGAGAUAUAUGAAUCUUUUGGCAAUGAUCUUUCCAACACAGUUUCUUGUCAAAAAAUUACAAUUGGCCUGGUUGAUUUGGGUAUUAUUGUUGAAAAUGCUAGGAUUUUCUUCCGGGUUCGUAUUUGAAAAAAAUUGCACAACAACUUGUCCUUUAGUAGGUUGACUGAUAAUCUUUUACAGACAGUAAUGUACGCCUGUACCGUGCCACGACGCACGCGCGACAAGUGAUGGGAAAAAUGGUAAUCCUACUUUUCCUGGGAGUCCUCUGCAUCAUUAUUUGUGAUUAUAGUCUGAUGUACAGUUUACUGGUAGAUAUAAAUCAGCACCACAGCAUGUUAGAUAAAACUGGAACACAUUGAAUAGAGUACAUGCACGCAUGUAUAAGUGCAGUGUGAGAAAAUAGUUUGUGUGUCCGUUGGUGCGUCAGACUAGCUGUGAAUGAUUUGAUUUAAAUGUAAAUAUUUGCACAGCUGUUAUAAACAUUGGCGGUAGUUCAAAUCACAUAAGUAUAUGUAUGGUUGAUUCUAAGAACUUUACGUUAGGACGUUCGUGUACUUUGCAUGAAAUAGCCUGUUUUGAAUUUUGCAUGUUCAAAUAUAUAUGUAUAUCGCUGAAUUGAUAUCGGCAGUGACCUGAUUGUAACCACAGGAACGGUAAAACCGCUUUGCAUGAAUUGGUCACUAAGUUAAGAUGUUAUGUUCAUGUAUCUAAAAACUGAGUGUUAAGGCAGGUUCAUUCUUCGAGAGAAAGCAAAAACAAAAACUCGAAUUUGUGACGUCAGAUCAACUAUUCGUCUUGCGAAUUCGUAAAAGUUAAACACAUUUCAACUAGAACGAAAUUCUCGCUGCAGAUAUUUUUGAGACGUCUAAUUCGCUUCGCUUUUGUAUUCGCCUGAAGUAUGAACCGGCCUUUUUAUGUAGCCAAAGUUUCCUGUUUAAUCACCCGGUGAAAGAAGAACGUCUAUCUGAUAUAUAUUUUAUAUAAAUCAAUUUUAUCAUAAAACUUGAGGAGUUGGAUUUAAUUUACCCAUCGACCGUAGGCAACCUGGGUCCACUCUUUUGAAAGAAGUUUCAUGAGCCUGAGGGCCUGAAAAUCCGAAUAUACCAUGUUGCUGAAGGUUAUUGGUCUGAAAAUGAAAUAAAGUUCCUAACCCCACACAUUGGUUACGAUUGUCUGGAUUAGUAUUUCGUUCGGUGGGAUUGCUAAUCCGCCCAGGCGAAAUAGAAAGCCGCCCUAGCGAAAUACUAAUCCGCCGUAUGAAUUAGUGGGUCAAAUACGUAGCUAAAUACGCUGUCAUAAAUUUCUCAUGGAGCCUGUAGGUCUCAAUGGUUCAUUGAGCACCAGAGUUCUAUAAAAUAAUAGCACUAGCAUCAGA
Molecule: messenger RNA, 5365 nt
Organism: Acanthaster planci (crown-of-thorns starfish)
Lineage: Eukaryota; Metazoa; Echinodermata; Asteroidea; Valvatida; Acanthasteridae
Biological process (GO): signal transduction
Cellular component (GO): plasma membrane
Molecular function (GO): signaling receptor activity
Source: RefSeq, a predicted model, not a curated record